CUGUUUAAGGCUGAGUUGCCUGUGCUCUCGACCCCAUUUCCUCUUUUUUCCUUAGGACCUUACUUUAAUCAAUUAUUCUUUUUUUCUUUAACAAGUACUUAUAUAACCACUUUACAAUGAUUAAUUAAUUUAAUCUUCAUAACAAUCCUGUGAAGACGUACUUCUAUUGUCAUAGCUAACAUCCUUUUUAAAAAACUCUUAUUUUUUUUUUUUGAGACGGAGUCUCACUCUGUCGCCCAUGCUGAAGUGCAGUGGCGCGAUCUCGGCUCACUGCAAGCUCUGCCUCCUGGGUUCAUGCCAUUCUCCUGCCUUGGCCUCCUGAGUAGCUGGGACUACAGGCACCCACCACCACACCCGGCUAAUUGUUUGUAUUUUUUAGUAGAGACAGGGUUUAACUGUGUUAGCCAGGAUGGUAUCGAUCUCCUGACCUUGUGAUCCUCUCACCUCGGCCUCCCAAAGUGCUGGAAUUACAGGCAUGAGCCACUAUGCCCGGCCAAAAAACUCUUUUAACUACCUCCCCCUCUUGAGGAUUCCUUCUCCCUCUCUAUGCAGACUUCUCCAAAGACUGUCUUACUUGAUAUCUCCAUUUCUGUCUCUGCUUCUCCACCUCCUGCUCACUCCUUAACCUAUUGUAGUCUUGUCUUCUGCACUCACUAUGUGAACUGGUCUAGUUAAUUACAUUAGUAACAUUAAUUGCUAGAUCCAAAAGGAUACUUACAGACUUUGUUUUCUUGACCUACUCUGUGGUAUUUGAUAUUAUUGAUAAUUGCUCUUUGAAACUCUUCCAUGACUUCAUUUUUUUCCAGUUUUCUUUUUUUUAAGCCUCUUUUUUUUUUUUUUUGCUUUUUUUCAACUGUCCACUCCCUGAAAUAUUACUGUUUUCUUGGAUUCUGUCUUUGACCCCUUCUCGUCUUAUGUAUCUUUUUCAAGUGUCCUCAUCUGCUCUCUUGGUUCAAAAUACUGCCUGUAUAUUGAUGACUCCUUCAUCUCUCUCUGGCUCAAACUUCUCUGCUAAACUCCAGACCCAUAUACCCACCUUUACAUUGGGCAUUUCCACUUGGGUGUAGUCUUUUUGUACUCAUAUGCCUUGUACUGAACUUUUUCUCUUCUGGUUUCGACUCCUUUAUUCUCUACUUUGGUUGGUAGCAUCAAUGUUUGCCCAAGUGCACAUUCUGUAUUCUUUCUAGAUCUCUUUCUCUUGCCUUCACAUACCACUCACCAAGUUCUGUCAUUUCUCCUGGCUAAGUGCUUCUUAAACUUAUUUCUUCUGUUCUAUCCUCUACCACUGUUUUAUUUUAGUUAUUAAUUGUUUCUUAUGCAUUUCUGCAUUAGGUCUCCAUGCCCCUGCCUCUGUUUUUAUUCCUGUCAAUUUCAUCCUUUAGUCCAGCAUAAUCGUAAUUAGUUUUGUCCUAAUUCUUCAGACAUCUCCAACUACUAGAUCCCAUGCACAUUACAUCCAGUCAUACCAAGCUAUUUCUGCUGUCUCAAACAUUCCAUGUUUUUGUUGCUUUUUGGUAUGUUUGGAAUGUUUGGUUAUUUAUUUAAGAAAACCAAAGCUUGGGCCAGGAGUGGUGGCUCACGCCUAUAAUCCCAGCACUUUGGGAGGCCGAGGCAGGCGGAUCACCUGAGGUCAGGAGUUCAAGACCAGCCUGGCCAACAUGGUAAAACCCCAUCUCUACUAAAAAUACAAAAAUUAGCCAGGCGUGGUGGCACAUGCCUGUAGUCCCAGCUACCCAGGAGGCUGAGGCAGGAGAAUUGCUCAAACCCGGGAGGCAGAGGUUGCAGUGACCCGAGAUCAUGCCACUGCACUCCAGACUGGGUGACAGAGUGAAACUCCAUCUCAAAAAGAAAAAGAAAAAGCCAAAGCUUGAAAGUAUUGAGCUAAGAGAACGAGAGAUAGAACGACUGUCAGUUGCUUUGGAUGGUGGUCGGUCCCCUGAUGUCCUUUCUCUGGAGUCUAGAAAUAAAACCAAUGAAAAGCUUAUUGCUCAUUUAAAUAUUCAGGUUGACUUUCUUCAGCAAGCUAAUAAAGACCUGGAGAAGCGUAUACGAGAGCUUAUGGAAACCAAGGAAACAGUGACAUCUGAAGUCGUUAAUUUAAGUAACAAAAAUGAAAAACUCUGCCAAGAAUUAACUGAAAUAGAUCAGUUAGCACAGCAGUUGGAAAGACAUAAAGAAGAAGUGCUUGAGACUGCUGAUAAAGAGCUUGGGGAAGCAAAGAAAGAGAUUAAAAGAAAGCUCUCUGAAAUGCGGGAUCUUGAAGAAACAAUGGCAAAACUUCAGCUGGAAUUGAACUUAUGCCAGAAAGAAAAGGAGAGACUGAGUGAUGAACUCCUUGUAAAAUCAGACCUAGAAACUGUUGUUCAUCAGCUUGAACAAGAAAAGCAAAGACUUAGCAAAAAAGUUGAAAGUUUUGCAGUUACAGAACGACAACUUACUCUGGAGGUUGAGAGGAUGAGACUAGAACAUGGAAUAAAACGUCGAGACAGGUCACCUUCUCGUUUAGAUACAUUUCUGAAAGGUAUAGAAGAAGAACGAGAUUAUUAUAAGAAAGAGCUAGAGAGACUCCAACAUAUAAUACAGCGAAGAUCUUGCUCUACAAGUUAUAGCGCACGUGAAAAAAGUUCAAUAUUUAGAACACCAGAAAAGGGUGAUUACAAUUCAGAAAUUCAUCAGAUCACAAGAGAAAGAGAUGAACUUCAGCGUAUGCUAGAAAGAUUUGAAAAAUAUAUGGAAGAUAUACAGUCCAAUGUUAAAUUAUUGACAGCAGAAAGAGAUAAACUAAGUGUCUUAUAUAAUGAAGCUCAGGAAGAAUUAUCUGCCCUAAGAAAAGAAUCCACCCAAACCACAGCACCCCAUAAUAUUGUUAGUCUUAUGGAAAAGGAAAAAGAACUUGCGUUAUCUGACUUAAGAAGAGUUAUGGCAGAAAAGGAAGCUUUAAGAGAAAAAUUAGAGCAUAUUGAAGAAGUGAGUCUUUUUGGAAAAUCAGAAUUAGAGAAAACUAUUGAACAUUUGACAUGUGUUAAUCAUCAGCUUGAAAGCGAAAAAUAUGAAUUAAAGUCUAAAGUGUUAAUAAUGAAAGAAACAAUAGAGUCGUUAGAGAACAAAUUAAAAGUCCAAGCUCAAAAAUUUAGCCAUGUGGCUGGUGACUCAUCUCAUCAGAAAACAGAGGUGAACUCACUUAGGAUAGUAAAUGAGCAGCUACAGCGGUCAGUUGAUGACUAUCAGCACCGACUUUCCAUAAAAAAAGGUGAACUUGAAUCAGCCCAAGCACAAAUUAAAAUACUGGAGGAAAAGAUAGAUGAACUAAACCUUAAGAUGACUUCACAGGAUGAGGAGGCUCAUGUAAUGAAAAAGACCAUUGGUGUUAUUGAUAAAGAAAAAGACUUUCUCCAGGAGACUGUAGAUGAGAAGACAGAAAAGAUUGCAAAUUUGCAAGAAAACCUAGCUAAUAAAGAAAAAGCUGUUGCUCAAAUGAAGCUAAUGAUCUCAGAGUGUGAAUCAUCUGUGAACCAGCUGAAAGAAACAUUGGUUAAUCGAGAUCAUGAGAUAAACAGCCUCCGGCGCCAGCUUGAUGCAGCUCACAAAGAACUCGAUGAAGUAGGAAGAUCUAGAGAAAUCGCUUUUAAGGAAAACAGAAGACUGCAAGAUGACCUGGCUACAAUGGCAAGAGAAAAUCAAGAAAUCUCAUUGGAAUUGGAAGCAUCAGUGCAAGAAAAAGAAGAAAUGAAGAGCAGAGUUCAUAAAUACAUAACAGAGGUGUCACGAUGGGAGAGCUUAAUGGCUGCCAAGGAAAAAGAAAAUCAAGAUUUGUUAGAUAGAUUUCAGAUGCUUCAUAACCGUGCUGAAGACUGGGAGGUCAAAGCCCAUCAAGCUGAGGGAGAAAGCAGCUCAGUUCGACUGGAACUUCUUUCUAUUGACACUGAGAGGAGACAUCUUCGAGAAAGAGUGGAGCUAUUAGAAAAAGAAAUUCAAGAGCACUUAAAUGCCCAUCAUGCUUAUGAAUCUCAGAUCUCAUCAAUGGCAAAAGCCAUGUCUCGAUUAGAAGAAGAGCUGAGACAUCAAGAAGAUGAGAAAGCAACAGUAUUAAAUGACUUGUCAUCUCUUAGAGAACUUUGCAUUAAACUUGAUUCAGGCAAAGAUAUUAUGACCCAGCAAUUGAAUUCGAAAAACCUUGAGUUUGAGAGGGUUGUGGUGGAAUUAGAAAAUGUAAAGUCAGAGUCAGACCUACUGAAAAAACAACUGUCAAAUGAGAGACAUACAGUUAAAAACCUCGAAUCAUUGUUGGCUACAAACAGAGAUAAAGAAUUUCAUUCUCACUUAACCUCCCACGAGAAGGAUACAGAAAUCCAGCUACUUAAGGAGAAGUUAACCCUUUCUGAAAGCAAAUUAACUAGUCAAAGCCGGGAAAACACCAUGCUUCGAGCUAAAGUGGCACAGUUACAAACAGAUUAUGAUGCUCUGAAAAGGCAGAUCUCAACUGAAAGAUACGAACGAGAACGAGCAAUCCAAGAGAUGCGUCGACAUGGUCUUGCUACACCACCCCUUAGUUCCACUCUGAGGUCUCCUUCACAUUCUCCUGAACAUAGAAAUGUGUAAUUAUCAGAAAGAAUAAUGGCUUUCAAUGAGUUCCUAUGUGGAUUUUUAAAAUAACAGAACAGUAAUGAAAUAUUUGAAGUACUUGUUGCUGAAAAUCAUGAACAUGGACACAAAUUCUACCUCUGUCAACUUUUACUUAAAUCAGUGAAUAUGUUAAAAAGUUUGGUUUAAAAGAACUAUAUCUAUAUGUAUAUUUUCAUAUAUAUGACAGAACAAGAAUAUGUAUUAAUAGUGCCUAAUGUAUCUAUAUUUUUAUUAUUCAUGAAUUAAAUUACUAAAAGUAUGUUUAUACUGUGAAUUAAUAUAAUGUAUUCACAUUAUUCUUUAAUAAUCUGUUUAUUAAUAAGCCAUGAUAUAUGUAUGUAAAUAUUCUUACAGUACUUGUUUUUAGUUGUCAUGCCUAUGUUUAGACCAUAUCUUAAUGUAUUCACAAAGAAUUAUCAACUUUGAUGCUAUGCUGUCAUGCUUAACUUUUUCUUCUUAAAAUUAUUCAUAGAUCUACUGUCUGUUGUCAAGGGGAAUAUAUUCAGGUCUAGUCUUAUAAUAGCAGAGGUCUUGGUAAAAUAACUACCAUAUAUAACGUGUUAUUGCCAUCUAGAAGAACUAUGAUGAGAAAGAUACAUUUAUAUAUUAUGUAAAAUGUUAACUGUCAUCAUAUGGACUCUAUGUAACACAAAUUCUAUCAAAAGCAAACUAAAAGCUAUAUGCAGAGUUUUGUAUAAAACAAUAGAACAGAAAUUUGGGACAUUUUUCUAGGAAAUAAAAUUCCUCGGUGUAUUAAUCUAAGGUUUCAAAGUAUAAAAGUAUAUGGGGUAGGCCGGGUGCAGUGGCUCACGCCUGUAAUCCCAGCACUUUGGGAGGCCGAGGCGAGUGGAUUUCCUAAGGUCAGGAGUUUGAGACCAGCCUGAGCAAUGUGGUGAAACCCCAUCUCUACUAAAAAUACAAAAAUUAUCUGGGCUUGGUGGCGGGCACCUGUAAUCCCAGCUGCUUGGGAGGCUGAGGCAGGAGAAUUGCUUGAACCCGGGAGGUGGAGGCUGCGGUGAGCCAAGAUCAUGCCAUUGCACUCCAGCCUGGGUGACAGAGUAACACUCUGUCUCAGAAAAAAAAAAAGAAAAGUAUAUGGGGUAAAUACAGUAAAACGUUUUGUUAAAUUCCAAUAUACAUUCAGUGAUACCACUCUUUUUCUUCUAAGCCUGUGUGUUAUAAUUUACCAGUUCCCCAAAAUGCCAUUUUUAACGCCGAACUGUGUAAUAUACAUGGAAAACAGCUUUUUACAAUUAAUUUUCAAAGUUGUAAUUUUAAAGAAUUUGGGUGUAUACCUAUGUUAAUGAAACAACAGAAGUACAAAAAAGAAUAUCAGAUACAAAAAUCAAUCGUGAAGAAAAUCUGUUCUUAAUAUAUUUCAUUAUGAUUGAAAAACAUAAAAACUAACAUAGGAAAGUGAAUGAUCAGUUACUUAUGAUAUAUUUUGUUUCCUCUUGUGGUUUAAUAAAGUGAAGUGUGUGUGUGUGUGUAUACCUAGGGGUGGGCAGUGCUCUUUUUCUAAAACUAAUAUGGCUUAUAUAUCUGAAUUAUGCCCUUUUUAGUGUGUAUUAGGAUGUGGGCUGGUUUGCUUUUCUACCACCUUUGUAAUUUUAUGUAUCCCAUCUCCUUUGUGUGAAUUCAUAUAUUAUAGCAAAAUACAAGAGACAUGGGACUGUUUGCAAUACCAUAUGGAAAUCUUUUAAUAAAUAUAUGUAAAUAAAAUAAAAAAUAUUUGUCCCCACCUUUUCCCCAAAAGCAACAGCAAGACAUAUUUUGUUAGAUAUUUUAUUUUUAAUGUUUUCUAUAAUUUAAAAAUGUAUAGCCUGCCAAAUGUUGUUUUCAUAACCAUGAUAUUGUUUUGAAAAACAGUUUUAUCUUAAAAUACUGAAUGUUCUGACCUUUUAUAGAUGUUUUUGAUUUUGUUUUAAAUAAUUUUAAAUUAUGGAGCUUGACCUAGAUUUGCCAAUAAACUUUCUAGCCUA
Pan troglodytes (chimpanzee) is the source of this 6605-nucleotide messenger RNA. RefSeq names its product centrosomal protein 135 (gene CEP135). The coding region runs from base 1798 to 4599 and encodes 933 amino acids. NCBI's taxonomy places the organism in Eukaryota, Metazoa, Chordata, Mammalia, Primates, Hominidae. The transcript is spliced from 21 exons. The record is from RefSeq and is a predicted model, not a curated record.